Messenger RNA from Phlebotomus papatasi, 2017 nucleotides. RefSeq names its product 27 kDa hemolymph protein-like. NCBI's taxonomy places the organism in Eukaryota, Metazoa, Arthropoda, Insecta, Diptera, Psychodidae. The record is from RefSeq and is a predicted model, not a curated record. The transcript is spliced from 5 exons. The coding region runs from base 637 to 1527 and encodes 296 amino acids.
GGGGCUCAUAAUAUUUUUAAAUUUUCAACGGUUAAUUUAUCCUAGACACAUCAAAAUUUCGCUCAUGGAUUUGGGUCAAAUAGUUUGUGUAAACUUCACGGAAGUUUAAUGUUUUUUUGACACCGUGUUUUUCUCGUUGAUAUUUUGAUACCAUUUUCCACGUUUUUCACUGCUCAGGGCUAGAGAAUAUUUACUCAACGCUUCCUAAGCAAUCAAUAAAGUGCCAAAAGGGUGUUUCCCAGGUGUUCUUGCAAAAAUUUCAGUGAUUUGGAGUGAAAAAAAGUGGGGUUAGGGUGAAGAUUCUCGCAGAGUCACGUCCAGGAGUUACUGAGAGAAACUGUUUAGUGUGAGAGGAGUCUGGUGGGGCAACCCGCAGCAGAAUUCCACAGAAUUGCAGCCACGCAAUAGUUGGACUUUAUGCAAUUGAAAGAGUCUCAAAGUGGAAGUGGUCGAACCGCCUGACCGAGAAUCAGACGAUUCAGUUUGUCGUGAAGUGUCGCAGUGUCCGGACGUGAGAUAGAGUAGCUCAGUGGAUUGAUCUGUACACCAGCAGUGUCCACCCGUGAAAGUUUCUCCCCAAGCUAAAGCAGAGAUUUUCUCUCAACUUCAAGACACCCAACAACAACCAAUUCUAAAAUGACUCGAUCAAUUGGUAUUUUCCUGGGAAUAUUCCUCAUGAUAUCUGCAACAAUGGGACAAAAUGUUGAUCUCAAUGAUCUCAAAUCGCAACUUCCCGAGGGCAUUUUGCCCGAGGGUUUGGGGAAUUUUACUCCUCCCGUUGAGGAUUUUAAGAAGUUGUUUAAGGACAAGUGCAACAUGGUUUCGGGGAGUGAUGCUGCCUUUGAAGCCAUUGGGGAGGCUACAACAGAACUGAUGGACUGUCUUACGACGCUUUUUAACUUUUCCACUUUGCAAGAGGAAAUUGAGAAGGCACAACCGAAUGGAGAGCUCGAUACGGUGUUCAAUAAAUACUGCAGAAAGCGUCAUGAUGCAACGGAAUGCCUAACAAAUUUCACGAAACUCUUGGAACCUUGCCUGACUCCAGAGGAAAUUUCCCACAAGGAAGUCUACACCAACAUCAGCAAGAGUCUUCUGGGCUUCAUCUGUCACAAGGAUGGUGAUCAGAUUGCAUUGUUUAUCGCAGAAAAGGGCCCAGAAUGCUUCCAGGAGCGCAAAGAUGGCCUUAUUGACUGCUUCAAUAAAACCUUCCCCAAAGUUUUUGACCAAGUUAAAGCAACUGAUAAAGUUCCAUCUCUCGAAGACCUGCCAAAGUUUGUCUUUGGCGUUGAUCAAUGCCACGACAUGGAGAGGCUUCAGGUUUGCGUUGUGGAGGAAUUGGAAAAGUGCGAAGAAUCAACUCCAGCUAAUUUAAUGGAUUCUGGCUUCAAGUUUAUCCGCAAUAACACACCAUGCACCAACGUUUCCUCAAUAAUUAAAAGGGGACCCAACAGCGCGGACAGCGCUAGAGCUUCUAUGGCCAUGCUGAGCAUGACUGCGAUGGCAACUGUGGCCAGAUAUCUGCUAUGAAUUUGAGAAUAUGGAGAUUUCGCAUAUUGACUGUGAUCCUCAUGAGCAGAAAAAAAAACAACAAACUAUACCAGAGACAAAAGAAAUUGUAGGAUGAAAGUGCUAGCAGUUCAGUAGAAGUUUCCCUCACCUUCAAAUCACCUUCAUCGCUUUUUUUUAGUAGACAAUUCAAGUUAAGAGGAAUUUAUGUCUAAUUACAUUAAUUGGCAAUUUAUUGGGGUGAAGAUCAUAGGUUUUUUUUUUUGAAUUAGAAUUGUAAAGUGGAAAAAGGAAGAAGAUGUACAAUUUAUUGAACUCUUUAAUUUUGGUUCAAUGUUUCACGAUUCUUAUAAAUCUGUGUACAUAAUUAUUAAGUAAAAUGGUGUUCCUCAAUUUUUUUUUUCCUGUGGAGAUUUCAAAAGAGAUUCUUCUUGGAUGUUGUAUCUUUAUUUCUUGGCAUCAAGUAAAAAAGAAAGAAAAAUACCAAUAAAUGUGUAAUUUAUAUGCGAAA